Molecule: messenger RNA, 624 nt
Organism: Puccinia triticina
Lineage: Eukaryota; Fungi; Basidiomycota; Pucciniomycetes; Pucciniales; Pucciniaceae
Exons: 1
Coding region: 1-624 (207 amino acids)
Source: RefSeq, a predicted model, not a curated record
AUGCAGCCAUCGAGUAGCAUCGACCACGCCUUGGUCACCAGCUUGGAAAAAAACACGGCGGGUACUAUUCUUGUUCCCAAACAGAAAAAACACAAAAAACACCGGCCUGGUGUCAUGCUUUUCGAGCCAUUCCUCGGGGAGUAUGAUGCAAACUUCGGUGAUCAAAUCAAACGAGGGAAAUUAGCAGCGAGCAGGUCUAAAACCAAGACAAUGAGUAUCCAUUCAGAUUUACCUUUUGCGAUGGUCGAUCGUCCUAUGCCCGCUGAAGAUAAAGUAUUGAGGGUUCUAGUGGAUCAAUCUGAAGAGUUACAGGACAUACCCAUGCUCAAGAGGAUCUACAGAUCUUUAAUGAUCUCAUUGCAUGAGUUGCAUGAAGAAGUUCUGCGGGACCUCAUGGUUCCGAGAAGCGCACGGAUAGAGUUGCAUAGGGACUUGUUUAGAUGGCUCGAAAAACAGCUUUACGGGCCCGAUGUAGGGAUUCCAGUUUUUGGGUUUGUCUCGGCAAACAACUUCUCCGGAAUCAAAAUUGGAGCUACUCAAUCUGCAUUAAUCAAGUUGUUCUCCGGAGACCCUUGGUCUGAGCCACUACAUGAGGGCGUAAAAUUCUUGAUAGAAACUUAUUGA